This is a messenger RNA of Suillus paluster, 1287 nucleotides long. RefSeq lists its product as uncharacterized. Lineage: Eukaryota; Fungi; Basidiomycota; Agaricomycetes; Boletales; Suillaceae. The annotation marks the transcript as partial. The transcript has 8 exons. The record is from RefSeq and is a predicted model, not a curated record.
AUGACCUCAACAUAUCCGUUUGAACCGACUCCCCAGUGGACGACAGUGAACCCCAGGCCAUUAUUGCCAUUCCACACGCGUUCCGAAGGCUUAGAAAAGCCACCACUACCAUCCCCUCCUCGGAACGAGUUAUUCAACGAUAAUUAUAUUGUUAGCACCCACCUUGUGCCUGCUGCUUGUCCAAGACUAACUCCGGAUAUCCCAUUGCCUGUGGUCCCCGAAUUCUCGACGAAUGCCUCAGAACGGAAACAAGAUAUCCAGCGGCUUACCGCCGAAAUUGUUGAGCGACAAGAGCGCUUCGUGCAUGGAAGGUUAGGCGGAGAAAGAAGCGAGAAGCCUUUGUGGAACUGCGUCAACCGAUAUGCGAAGAGACUUGCAAAUGGGACGAAGGGAUUGACUUUGUUCCUUGCUCAUGCAAACGGGUUUCCCAAGGAGAUAUGGGAAACAACUCUGCGAUAUUUAUUAUCGUCAAACGCAGCCUCACUGAUCGACGAAGUGUGGUCUUGGGAGGCUGUCCAGCAUGGUGAUGCUGCAUUGGUCAACGAGACACAUCUCAGUGGCAUAUAUGAUUGGACAGACAAUGCGCGGGAUAUUGCACAUUUCCUGUUACACUACUUACCAGAAGAUGCCUCGUCGACAGCUCUACCCACCCAUCUAUAUCUUCUGCCGGAGACAAUUAGUGAAUACCGGAAGGCUAAAGGAUUUUCAUCCCGCUCGCUUGUUACUGUUGGGCAUUCGAUACUAGCGGCUGUCAAUUUCCCUGCGCUAUUCUCCUCGAUGGUUCUCGUGGAUCCAGUAGUGGUCCAAAAUGAAAGCUAUCCCGACAAUUACCUGCCGAUGAUGUCGGUCGGCGCCCUUGCCAGACGCGACUGCUGGCCGUCGCGUGAGCAUGCAUUACGUUCAUUCAAGGCGUCCCCAUUCUUCGGAGCUUGGCAUGCUGAUACCCUACAAUCAUAUGUUACCUAUGGCCUGUGCGAUGACUCCCAAGGGGGCGUGAAGCUGAAGAUGUCAGGUCUACACGAGGCUUUGGUGUUUGCAGAUCAUAUGGGAUCGCACGAAGCAUGGGAGCUACUGGAAAGGGUAGAUGAGCAAAUAGAACUACGCUGGGUCGUUCCAGGAAAGCCCAAAGACAAAGGGAUUAUGGGCGAACAAGCCACGAGGGUCCGAGUGUGGAGAAGGCCUGCUAAUUCAUCUAAUGUAGUGAUCCACUCGGCUGGGCAUCUGAUUCCACAAGAAUCGCCAGAGGAGCUUUCUCAAGAUAUAUCAGCUUUCCUGGAAAGAAAGUAC